AUGGCAGCAGUUACUCGCCGGCAGUUUGCUCCGUUGAAACCCGGCGCCGCGGCCAACUCAAACGCACCUCGACUCAAGGGCAUUGUCUUCGACAUGGACGGAACGUUAUGUGAGCCCCAAACCUACAUGUUCGGCGAGAUGCGCCAGGCUCUCGGCAUUACCAAGUCCGUCGACAUCCUCGACCACAUCUACGCUCUUCCCACACAGGAGGCCCAGGAAACGGCCAUGGAUUCCAUCCGCCAGAUAGAGCGCAAUGCCAUGGCUUCCCAGGUCGCCCAGCCGGGUUUGGCCGAUCUCAUGUCCUACCUCGACCGCCGCAGCGUCCGUAAGGGCAUUUGCACCCGCAAUUUUGACGGCCCCGUCGCCCACCUGCUCGGCAAGUUUCUUGAGGGAUCACUCUUCGAGCCCAUCAUUACCCGCGACUUCCGCCCACCCAAGCCCGAUCCCGCUGGUAUUUUGCACAUCGCUCGGAGUUGGGGUUUGGUCAAGCCGGCAGAGUCACAGAGCGGUCCUAGGGACGAGGCUACGCAAGGGUCACAAGUAAUGCAGGGCGAUGCCAGUGAGUUGAUCAUGGUUGGAGACUCAAUCGACGACAUGACCGCUGGCCGCAGGGCUGGUGCGGCCACGGUGCUACUCGCCAACGAUGUCAAUGCGCACUUGAUUGAUCAUGAACAUACUGACUUGGUGAUUCGGCGGCUGGAUGAGCUGAUUCCCAUUCUCGAGGAGGGAUUUAGCGGCAGGGAAUUGACGCCUUCAACAUGA
This is a messenger RNA of Colletotrichum graminicola M1.001, 762 nucleotides long. RefSeq names its product haloacid dehalogenase-like hydrolase. The transcript has 2 exons. The coding region runs from base 1 to 762 and encodes 253 amino acids. The record is from RefSeq and is a predicted model, not a curated record. NCBI's taxonomy places the organism in Eukaryota, Fungi, Ascomycota, Sordariomycetes, Glomerellales, Glomerellaceae.